Messenger RNA from Branchiostoma belcheri (Belcher's lancelet), 1248 nucleotides. RefSeq names its product DNA damage-inducible transcript 4-like protein. NCBI's taxonomy places the organism in Eukaryota, Metazoa, Chordata, Leptocardii, Amphioxiformes, Branchiostomatidae. Gene Ontology annotation, cellular component: cytoplasm. The record is from RefSeq and is a predicted model, not a curated record. The transcript is spliced from 2 exons. The coding region runs from base 111 to 845 and encodes 244 amino acids. Gene Ontology annotation, biological process: apoptotic process; regulation of TOR signaling; negative regulation of signal transduction.
GAACAUGUGGGUCACCACUGUCUCGUCUACGGUCGAGAAAAGCGGUGCGAAGUGUUCUCCGUGUCACAAAAAUCUUUUCUUACAAGAUCAUCUUCCAUCCUACGGUCCUCAUGUGCAAGUGCGACGUCACGAUGGUCCCGAACGUACCGUCUCGGGAGGCCCCGAUCCAGGAAGAAGUUACCGACGGCGGAGACGGGUUCUUCGCCGCUCUGCAGAAGCUGUUUACCAAGUUGGGGGACAUUUUCGUCCCGGGCCACAAGACCAGCCCACCGCUCUCUUCUGUCUUCGAAAGAGACCACACGAAAGAACCCGACUGGAAAGAAAACCAUCCCCAAGUUAGAUACAAAAGCACCGAGAGCGCAGAAGACUUGUCCCUCUUGUGCAGAGACUGGACGUUUGACGACACAAUGGAUCACUUCGCAUGUGAGCGACUGUCCAACAAGCUACAAGACGCCCUGCGGAGGGUGCGGCAGAGAUACCUGCAGUGCAACCUGGUGGUGCCGGACAACCUCACGCAGAAGAUCGCCAGGGACGUGAUGCGGAUGUCCGACAACGAACCCUGCGGUCUGCGCGGGUGUCUCAUCCACACAGUGUACGAAGAUUCAGACGUAUCGAAACAGGUCGGUCGGGUGAACUACGACCCAGACACAGUGAACACGUUCGAGCUUACGCUGACCCUGAGAAGAGACCGUGCCGCGUGGCUGAACUCCCUACAGGCACUCCUCCCGUUCUCUGGGUGCUCUGGGCAGAAAACAGUCACACUGAGCUCUGGCUACAAGCUGGUCAAGAAGAAGUUGUACCGCCUCAGCGACAAGAGAAGUGAAGUCAUCGAGUACCCUCGGUAACACGGUUCUUUGGGAAAGACACUGGUUGGACAGUCUGAAAGACACUGUUUGGACAGUCUAAAAGGCAGUUGGUGAUUGGAGAUCAUUGGACAAUGUGAAAGACUUGUGAUUGGAUUAUGUAAGAGGCUGUGAUUGGACAAUGUGAGAGGUUGUGAUUGGACAGUGUUGAAUUGGUCUGGACAUGCUCAGGUUAGAUUACGAAGGAAGCGCUGAAGAGAGGCAGCUGAAAAAUGAUAAGACAAAAUAUUGUCUGACUGAGACGUAAGCUUCUUUGGUAACUUGCUGUAGCCAAGCAUUGAUGAUUUGAUACUUGCAAUAUAUCCUGGUGCUCUGGUCCAUGAACGGACAAGUGAAAAAGGCAGCUAAGAGUGCAAACUGCCAAAUUAGUGUUAAAAACUCCUGU